AUGAGCUCGUCAUUUGCCGUUACCAGACAAGGUUCGAAUGAUGGCGGUGGGAGCGGCGGCGGCGGUGGCGGCAAUCCCAACAGGCGAAGCAUCGAUCAAGUGAGCAUCGCUACCACGCAUGGAUCCGUCAAGAAAUCUCCCAGUCCGAAUCAGGUCAACAGUACCAAUGGCAAGAGUAACACCAACGGGUCUCAACGACAGAAUGGCAGCGAAUCCGGCCACUCUUGGGCGAUGACUCAAUACCAGAACGACUUCCAGCCGCAUGAAGCUCGGGCUUAUAGACUGGCGCAAUUGGGUUCGCAGCAGACUGCAUCACAAGGCAAUAAAACUUCGAGCGCUCGGCGUGAUUGA
Messenger RNA from Zasmidium cellare ATCC 36951, 351 nucleotides. RefSeq lists its product as uncharacterized. The transcript has 2 exons. Bases 1 to 351 code for a protein of 116 amino acids. The record is from RefSeq and is a predicted model, not a curated record. NCBI's taxonomy places the organism in Eukaryota, Fungi, Ascomycota, Dothideomycetes, Mycosphaerellales, Mycosphaerellaceae.